CUCCGCCCUCAGAGCGCCGGCGCGCCAGCGCGGCUUUGUCCCCUCCCAUCACGGCCUGUGGCGCCCCCGGCACCAUGAUCUCGACCAAGGAGAAGAAUAAAAGCCCGAAGGACAGCAUGACGCUUCUGCCCUGCUUCUACUUCGUAGAGCUGCCCAUAGUGGCGUCCUCCGUCGUGUCUCUGUACUUCCUGGAGCUGACCGACCUCUUCAAGCCGGCCAAGGUGGGCUUCCAGUGCUACGACCGCACGCUCUCCAUGCCCUACGUGGAGACCAGUGAGGAGCUCAUCCCGCUACUCAUGCUCCUCAGCUUGGCCUUCGCUGCGCCUGCGGCCUCGAUCAUGGUGGGCGAGGGCCUGCUGUACUGCUUGCAGUCCCGGCUGUGGGGCCGCAGCGGGGGCCCGGGCGGGCCCGAGGGCAGCAUCCACGCCGGCGGCUGCAACUUCAACUCCUUCCUUCGGCGGACGGUGCGCUUUGUAGGCGUCCACGUGUUCGGCCUGUGUGCCACAGCCCUGGUGACCGACGUCAUCCAGCUGGCCACGGGCUACCACGCACCCUUCUUCCUGACGGUCUGCAAACCCAACUACACCCUGCUGGGCACGUCGUGUGAGGCCAACCCCUACAUCACGCAGGACAUCUGCUCCGGCCGCGACACCCAUGCCAUCCUGUCUGCACGGAAGACCUUCCCAUCCCAGCACGCCACUCUGUCCGCCUUCGCUGCUGUCUACGUGUCGAUGUACUUCAACUCGGUCAUCUCGGACGCCACCAAGCUGCUGAAGCCCAUUCUGGUGUUCUCCUUUGCCAUCGCGGCGGGCGUCUGUGGCCUCACCCAGAUCACGCAGUACCGCAGCCACCCCGUGGACGUCUACGCCGGCUUCCUCAUUGGUGCUGGCAUCGCUGCCUACCUGGCCUGCCACGCUGUGGGCAACUUCCAGGCCCCGCCGGCAGAGAGACCAGCGGCCCCGGCACCUGCCAAAGAUGCGCUGCGGGCGCUGACCCAGCGGGGCCACGACUCGGUGUACCAGCAGAAUAAGUCCGUAAGCACCGACGAGCUGGGCCCCCCCGGGCGGCUGGAGGGUGUGCCCCGGCCUGUGGCCCGCGACAAGACCUCACUGGGCAGCCUGAAGCGGGCCAGCGUGGACGUGGACCUGCUGGCCCCACGCAGCCCCAUGGGCAAGGAGAACAUGGUGACCUUCAGCCACACGCUGCCCCGCGUCAGCACGCCCUCGCUGGAUGACCCCGCCCGCCGCCACAUGACCAUCCACGUGCCCCUCGAUGCCUCGCGAUCCAAGCAGCUCAUCAGCGAGUGGAAGCAGAAGUCGCUGGAGGGCCGCGGCCUGGGGCUGCCGGACGAGGCCAGCCCUGCGCACCUGCGGGCGCCAGCGGAGCCCAUGGCCGAGGAGGAAGAGGAGGACGAGGAGGAGGAGGAGGAGGACGAAGAGGAGGAGGAGGAGGAGGGGGAGGAAGGGUGUCCAGCCCCGCCUUCACUGUACCCCACAGUCCAGGCGCGGCCGGGGCUCGGGCCACGGGUCAUCCUCCCACCGCGGGCUGGCCCACAGCCGCUGGUGCACAUCCCCGAGGAGGGGGUCCAGGCGGCGGCAGGCCUGUCCCCCAAGAGCAGUGCGGCUGUGCGGGCCAAGUGGCUCAUGAUGGCAGAGAAGAGCGGCGCCGUGGUGGCCGCGGCCUCCACGCAGCCCCGCGUGGCCAACCCGCCACGGCUGCUGCAGGUCAUCGCCAUGUCCAAGGCCCCAGGGGGGCCGGGCCCCAAGGCGGCUGAGACGGCCUCAUCCUCCAGCGCCAGCUCCGACUCUUCCCAGUACAGGUCGCCGUCAGACCGUGACUCAGCCAGCAUCGUCACCAUUGACGCGCAUGCGCCCCACCACCCCGUGGUCCACCUGUCUGCGGGUAACGGGCCCUGGGAGUGGAAGGCGGCGGGCGGUGGGGCCAAGGGGGCCGAAGGGGAGGGCGGCUACGAGCUGGGGGACCUGGCUCGCGGCUUCCGUGGGGGACCGAAGCCCCCGGCUAUGUCCCCAGGCUCCUCUGUUAGUGACGUGGACCAGGAGGAGCCGCGGUUCGGGGCCGUGGCCACCGUCAACCUGGCCACAGGCGAGGGGCUGCCCCCACUGGGUGCGGCCGACGGGGCCCUGGGGCCGGCCAGUCGGGAGUCGACGCUGCGGCGCAAAGCGGGCGGCCUGGUGCUGGGUGAGCGGGAGGCUGCGGAGGCGGAGGCGGAGAGCUACUACCGCAAGAUGCAGGCAGCCCGCAGGUUCAAGGACUGA
Eubalaena glacialis (North Atlantic right whale) is the source of this 2276-nucleotide messenger RNA. It is a transcript of the gene PLPPR3, whose product is annotated as phospholipid phosphatase related 3. The transcript is spliced from 8 exons. Gene Ontology annotation, molecular function: phosphatidate phosphatase activity. The record is from RefSeq and is a predicted model, not a curated record. Gene Ontology annotation, biological process: signal transduction; phospholipid metabolic process; phospholipid dephosphorylation. Bases 75 to 2276 code for a protein of 733 amino acids. Lineage: Eukaryota; Metazoa; Chordata; Mammalia; Artiodactyla; Balaenidae.